UCUAGUGUUCACACCAGAUUGGUAAACACUAAUUGGAAAAAUGAAAUUUGUUCUUUCUUCCCUCUGUCUGCUGGGAUCUCUUCUGCAUGCCUUGACUCGAUGCACUGUCCCGGCCUCAGAGUUUCACCUGGAAGGAGAUUAUUUGAUUGGUGGACUCUUUGAUAUUCAUCCUGCCAGCAGCUCUCUUCGUCAUGACAGACCAGAAGCCAUCGACUGCUCCAGUCAACCCAUCCUCCUCUCAAAUUACCGGAGGUUUCAGAUAAUGAGAUUCUCUGUCGAGCAAAUCAAUAACUCCACCAACCUACUGCCGAAUGUAUUACUCGGCUACGAGAUAUUUGACCACUGCUCAGAUACGCAGAGCUUCCAAGAUGUUUUAAAGCUCAUCUCAGUCAGUGGGUUGAUUCAUCCUUGGGGAGAACCACAUCAGCAACAAGCACAAAAGUCCAAAAACUCCACAGUGAUAGGAGUGGCGGGUCCGUUUACGAGCACCUUUUGCCUAACAGUGGCCCCACUGUUGAUGGCAGAUCUCAUACCAAUGGUCAGUUAUGGAGCCUCUAGUUCUGUUUUUUCAUCCAAAAUGAAAUAUCCCUCUUUCCUGCGGACGGUGCACGCCAAUCAAGACGUCAUAGAAGUGAUUGUUAACAUCAUGCAACACUUCGACUGGCGCUGGGUUGCUUUCCUGAACAGUGAUAAUGAUUUUGGAAUUGAUGGACUGAAUAUGUUCAUUAAGAGGAUUGCGGAUACCAAUAUCUGCCUGGCGUAUAACAGAGGCCUCAACGACAACACAAAUCACUCUCAAAUAUUAAAACAGAUAGAGGCACAGAAUGUAACCGUCAUAAUAGUUUUUUCUCCACAACUGGAAGCUGAAGCUCUCAUUAAGGCAGCGAUACGACUGAAUGUCACAAACAAGGUGUGGAUAGCAGACGAAGGAUGGUCCUUAAACAAACGGCUUCCAAAGUUGGAAAGAAUCAAAAAUAUUGGCAUUGUCCUCGGGGUGUCUCAGCCAGAGUUCCCAAUACCUGGUUUCAAUGAUUUUAUCUAUUCCACCAAAAGCCAGCCUCUUGAUAGAGAUGCAGGAGGACAGGAGUUUUACAGUCAGGUUUGCAACUGCAGUAGCAUGAAUGCUGAGGAUAUUCUGGCUGUGGACCCAUCGUUCUCUUUUUCUGUUUAUUCUGCCACAUAUGCCAUCGCUCAUGCCUUGCACAAAACCUUACAAUGUGAAGCCGGCAGAUGUGAUAAAAAUAUUACGGUGUAUCCACAUAAGGUUCUGGCAGAGCUGAAGAAGUCAAACUUCACACUUUUAGAUCAACACAUUCGGUUUGAUGCGAACGGCGACCCCAGGUUUGGAUCCUAUGACGUAAUUUUAUGGAAUUACGGUGGUGACGCACAGGUGAUCGGCUUUUAUAAAUUUCACUCAUCAGUCAAUUUCUACAUCAACGACACCAAAAUCAAGUGGUUCACAAAUGGGGAGGUGCCUACUUCAGUAUGUUCCCCAGAAUGUCCUACAGGAUAUGCAAGAAAGCAAGUUCCAAGCCACAAAUGUUGCUUCACUUGUAUAAUCUGUCCAAAUAGAACUUACAUCAACAUCACAGAGGAUCCCUACAGCUGCAUCAGCUGCAAGGACACAGAAUGGUCUGCAGAGGGAAGUACAUCCUGCAACCAGCGGCUGGUGGAGUUCAUCCCAUUUACAGACAGCGGGGCCAUACUGAUCAUGUUGGGGGCCGGGGCCUUGGUGGGCCUCACUCUAGCUGUGUCUGUCCUCUUUGCUGUUAACUACAACACGCCUGUUGUCAGAUCUGCUGGGGGACCCAUGUGCUUCCUGAUUUUAGGCUGCCUCAGUCUGUGCAGCAUCAGUGUUUUCUUUUACUUUGGCCAGCCAUCAGUUUCUUCUUGUGUCUUGAGGUUUCUGCCAUUUUUCUUGUUCUACACUGUUUGUCUGGCAUGUUUUGUCGUGCGCUCCUUUCAGAUUGUUUGCAUUUUCAAAAUCGCCGCCAAGUUCCCCAAACUCCACAGCUGGUGGAUAAAGUAUCACAUCCAGUGGCUGGUCAUCACUGCAGCGUUUGUCACUCAGGCUCUUGUAUUCGUUAUUGGCUAUUCUUCUGCACCUCCAAAGCCUUACAAUGAGACAGUGUGGUACCCACGAGAAAUCAUACUCAGCUGUGACAUCGAUCUAAUUGCAACAUCUGGUUCUAUAGUCUUACUGUCAUCAUUAUGCUCCCUUUGCUUUAUUUUCUCCUACAUGGGAAAAGACCUGCCAAAAAACUACAAUGAGGCCAAAUCAAUCACCUUCUGCCUCCUGCUGCUGAUCCUCACAUGGAUCAUCUUUGCCACUGAGUACAUGCUUUAUCGUGGUAAAUACAUCCACACUAUUAACGCCCUGGCUGUACUCUCCAGUCUCUACUCCUUUCUGUUGUGGUAUUUUUUCCCAAAAUGUUACAUCAUUAUUUUUCAGCCACAUAAAAAUACACAGCAGUACUUCCAAGAUCUCAUUCAGAACUACACCAAAACUAUCAGUCAGUAGCUGCAGCCACCAAACAUGUUAAAGAGUAGCUGAUUUUAGUUCUAGUUCUUGUUCUAGUUUGAUGCACAUGUAAAUCUGUCAAAACUAAAGU
Molecule: messenger RNA, 2612 nt
Organism: Amphiprion ocellaris (clown anemonefish)
Lineage: Eukaryota; Metazoa; Chordata; Actinopteri; Pomacentridae
Product: taste receptor type 1 member 1-like
Exons: 6
Coding region: 41-2521 (826 amino acids)
Biological process (GO): G protein-coupled receptor signaling pathway
Cellular component (GO): membrane
Molecular function (GO): G protein-coupled receptor activity
Source: RefSeq, a predicted model, not a curated record